Tinamus guttatus (white-throated tinamou) is the source of this 589-nucleotide messenger RNA. Lineage: Eukaryota; Metazoa; Chordata; Aves; Tinamiformes; Tinamidae. The record is from RefSeq and is a predicted model, not a curated record.
AUGCGCUGCUCAGAUGUGCCUCCUGCCUCCGCUUUUCUUGUGGUCUGUCUCUUGACGGCUUUCAGCAACUUUGCUAAGACUUCUGCGGACUUCUCAGGUUACAUAUCACAAGUGUUAAAGAAUUACACUGACCAUGCCUGCGAUGGAGAAUACGUUUCCCUAAGAUGUCCUCACAGAACCACCAUCAGUAUCCAGUCUUCUUUUUAUGGGCGAUUUGUACCAAGUCAUCAGAUGUGUCCUUCUCGCUAUCCCCACUCCUAUGCAGCUUUGAUUAAAGAAGAUGUGGCCUGUUCAGUUGGCACUUCCCUUCAGAAGAUGCUGGAUGAGUGCCAGGACCGACGGAGCUGCCGGUUCCUCGUCAACAGCCGGCUCUUCGGCGCUGAUCCGUGCCCGGGGACGGGCAAAUACCUCAUCGUGUGGUACAAGUGCAGGCCAAAUGAGUACAAGAGUAAAGCAGCCUGUGAAGAUGACAAGCUGAGGCUCAGCUGUAAGAAGAGCAUGGUGAUAGCUAUUUACUCUGCUGUCUUUGGAAGGACACAAGGAGGCAGCCUGGAGUGUCCGUACCAAAGCCUAGGGAUGCCCAUGAUUG